AUGGCCUCCCACGCCCCGGAUGCCUACUCCAUGUCCGGCGCUCUGCCGGACCCUCAGCCUCAAUACUCGUCCUCCCAGCCGCCUCUUCCACAGUACCGCCCUGGCCAAUCCUACCCGAGCCCUCCCGGGUCUCAGAUGCUCGGUCCCGCUGGUCUAGAACAGCAACAUUCUCAGUCACAGUCACCUCGACCACCGCGCGACGAGCGCCCAGGCUACCAGACCACAGAUUCCUUUCGCCCUCAGCGCGUGAGCGGUAGUGGUCCCGGCCCUUCAGACCCUGGCAACGCCAUGACCCCGCUGCUCUCUACCGCUCCUCACGACAUCGUGACGGCGAGGACAAAUAGCCAGGUCGGCCUCAAGGAAUUUGCCGACCUCGUCAAGAAGAGGCAAAAUGCGCCACCCGGGAGCACCCUAAGCAAUCUCAAGCUCCUGAGACUAGAGCUUCGAGAUAUUGCCAGGAGCAAAGAGAGCCAUCGGUGGAGAAGGUGGCUUGUUGGUGGUGCCAUGGCCACCUUCUUCCCAGCUGUCAAGGCCAUUCUCCGCCUCGUGGCCCCUUCCUCUUCCAUUGCGUCCAACGCCUCCACAGAUGCGUCGUACCGUUCGGACCACGACCUCGAGAACGCCUCCAACGACACGGAGUAUGCGUUCCGCCGGAGCAAGACUCUCCUGGAACGCAUCCGCACCUCGGUCCUCGGCCGCGGCGGCGUCGCCGCCUCGUUCGCCUUCUUCGUCUUCGCCGCCCUCUACGUUUUCCAAAACGAGGUCGCCCUGCGCGUCGCCAAGACCAUGCACCGCCGCGUCAAAAAGCUUGUCGGCAAGAUUGAGGACGGUGGAUUCGAAAUCGACGAGAGGGACCUCAAGACGCUCGAGGGAUGGAGGUGGAGGGUCCUGCUCUGGGGAAGUAGCGCGCCCGCCAUCCUUCCACCCAAGUAUUCCAGGCCCCCGCACCCGGCCGGACCCGGCUCCGCCGGAACCGAAGCGGAUGCCUAUUAUCGCACGUUAUACGCGACGGAACCCGAUUUUCGGCAGCUAGCCCGGGACGACCCCGACUUCGCCAAAGUUCUCAAACAUGGCCAGAUUGACUUCACCGAUCCCGAGUCCGUCGUCCAGCUCACGAAAACUCUACUCAAAGCAGAUUUUGGACUGCGCGUCGAGCUGCCGUUAGACAGAUUAUGUCCACCAGUGCCCAACCGCCACAACUACAUUCUUUGGCUCAAGGAUCUUCUCGAUACCACCUCCUACAGCCCGCCCGGGACGGAACCCGUUCGUGGGUUAGACAUCGGCACCGGUGCUAGCUGCAUCUACCCUCCUCGGCUGCACCCAAAGGAACUGGUCCUUUUCCCGCCCCCGCUCACCGCCUGCACCGGCAGCCCCUCCGAAAUGGUCACCCCCGGCGGCGAAGUCGCCUUCAUCACCAAACGCCUCCUGCCCGAGUCCCUCGCCCUGCGCGAGCAAGUCGGCUGGUACACGGCCAUGCUGGGCAAGCACACGAGCGUCUUCGCCGUCGUCGACGCCCUGCGCGCCGCCGGCAUCGACAACUAUGCCGUGACCGAGUUCGUCCAGGGCAGCAAGACGCGCCGCUGGGCCGUGGGCUGGAGCUUCGGCCCCAUGCGGCCCGACGAACACGUCUGCCGCCGCAUGGACGAGCCCUCGUGGCGCAGCGUCCUGCCCGCCCCCGUGCGGCACGACGUUUUUGCCGCGGGAGCGGGCUCUGUUGGCACCGAGCGCCUGGUCGCGGGCGUCAAUGCCCUCGGGCAGGCGCUGGAGCUCGCGGAGUGGGUGUGGGACGAGGCGGAGUCGUCGGGCCGCGGGAGGGCGAGGCAGAACGUGUGGAGCCGGGCGUGGCGGCGCAAGAAGAUGCGCGCGGAGAAGGAUGGAGAGGCUGGGGCGGCGGAUUUGGAAACGGGACUCGGGGGUAAGGAUGCUGCCUGCGCGAUUGGGUUCAAGCUCUCCGUCGUCGUAGGGUUCGAGGAGGUCAAAGUCAUUUGUCGGUGGACGGAGGGGCACGACCACCUGCUGUUAGAGAGUCUAUUGGGGUUUCUACGAACGCGGAUCAGCAGUCUGAUGAAGUAG
This is a messenger RNA of Parascedosporium putredinis, 2073 nucleotides long. Lineage: Eukaryota; Fungi; Ascomycota; Sordariomycetes; Microascales; Microascaceae. The record is from the annotation of a GenBank genome assembly.